Molecule: messenger RNA, 1685 nt
Organism: Spea bombifrons (plains spadefoot toad)
Lineage: Eukaryota; Metazoa; Chordata; Amphibia; Anura; Pelobatidae
Gene: IFT57
Product: intraflagellar transport 57
Exons: 12
Coding region: 341-1555 (404 amino acids)
Biological process (GO): non-motile cilium assembly; intraciliary transport
Cellular component (GO): intraciliary transport particle B; centrosome; cilium
Source: RefSeq, a predicted model, not a curated record
ACCGUUUCUACAUGGGGAUUUUUCUUGUCGCCUUGGCUUUUUUUUUUUUUGCAUUAUUGUAUCGUUAGCAAUGUGUAUAAUAACUGUCUUUACAUUUUUAUAAGCAGUGCUCAUUUACACAAGAAUAUUUGUCCUCACAUAGCGACGCGUUUCCAAGGCAACAGUGCAGCUUGCGUUUGUUUGUGUUUCGGAGCUAGUUGAUCUCUCUAUUCCGUGGUUGUCGUGAUUUGAGAUUUUACAAUUAUUGCUACUUUAAUUAAAUGUGAGAGUCUCAAGGCAACUUGUGUACUUAAAUAUAGUCCUAGAAAGCAGAGACUGAUCUCCAUACAUUUUAAUAAGGAUGUCAGAAGACAGUAGAAGAAUGGAGGAGGAUGAUCGAGGUCCAGGAGCUGCCUUUAAUGUCUUUGUGCUUAUGGAGGAUUUAUUGGACAAAUUGAAGUUGCUCAACUAUGAAGAGGAGGUGUUGAUAAAGAACAAUAUGAAACCGGUGUCCAGGCUUUAUUUUGCCUUGCAAACUAAUCCUGGGGAGCAAUUCUAUAUGUUUUGCACACUUGCUGCAUGGCUUAUAAAUAAAGCUGGACAUCGCAUUGAUCAGCCACAAGAAUACGAUGACCCAAACGCCACUAUAUCAAAAAUUCUUUCAGAGCUGCGGGCUUUUGGUGUCUCUGCAGAUUUCCCACCAUCCAAGUUAAAGGCUGGCUAUGGAGAGCAAGUUUGCUAUGUUCUAGAUUGUUUAGCAGAAGAGACUUUAAAAUAUAUUGGGUUCACUUGGAAGAGGCCGAUAUACCCAUCCGAAGAACAAGAUGAGGAAACUGUGGUGGAAGAUGAUGCAGAGUUAACACUGAACAAAAUUGAAGAUGAAAUCGCUGAGGAUGAUUCUGAUGACGAUGAAGAUCACUUCAUAGAUUUAAAUGUUCUCAAGACACAGACCAACAAAUUGGGUUCUGAAUCUUCAAAGCCAGAUGAGAUUUUGGAGUCUAAAACUGAUGCAGCAGAAUGGAAUCUUGAAGUGGAACGCGUCCUUCCUCAUCUGAAAGUUACAAUCAGAACUGACAACAAGGACUGGAGGGUUCAUGUUGAUCAAAUGCACCAACACAAAGAUGGAAUAGACACAGCAUUAAAAGAAACAAAGGGGUAUCUCGACAAGCUUCAUAAUGAGAUCAGCAAGACUUUGGAGAAAGUGGGAAGUCGUGAGAAGUACAUUAACAAUCAGCUGGAUCCUUUGAUCCAGGAAUAUCGAGCUGCACAGGCCCAGUUCAGCGAGGUUAAGGAUCAAUACCAGCAAGUAUCCUCAAGAGUAACUGAAAAGACACGGAUCCUGUCUGAGAUUACAGAAGAUUUGGAAAAGGUAAAACAGGAAAUUGAAGAAAAAGGAAGUAGUAUGACAGAUGGAGCUCCACUAGUGAAAAUUAAACAAGCUUUAACUAAGCUAAAACAAGAAACUGUUGAGAUGGAUAUCCGGAUUGGUGUUGUAGAACACACACUACUUCAAGCAAAGCUCAAAGAAAAAUCAAAUAUGACCCGUGAUAUGCACGCGACAGUUAUUCCACAAUAAUCUAUUGUACUUAUUACUAGAAUGUGUUAAUAUAUAUUGGAGUCGACAUUUAUUUGUUACGUAUUUUACAAUCUUUUUAUUCCAAAUGCGCGUGUACAUAUAUGAAUAAAAUAUUGAUUUUUGUAGUUAU